Aphanomyces astaci is the source of this 3989-nucleotide messenger RNA. RefSeq lists its product as hypothetical. The transcript is spliced from 5 exons. The record is from RefSeq and is a predicted model, not a curated record. Bases 36 to 3920 code for a protein of 1294 amino acids. NCBI's taxonomy places the organism in Eukaryota, Oomycota, Saprolegniomycetes, Saprolegniales, Verrucalvaceae. Gene Ontology annotation, biological process: phospholipid translocation. Gene Ontology annotation, molecular function: ATP hydrolysis activity; magnesium ion binding; ATPase-coupled intramembrane lipid carrier activity. Gene Ontology annotation, cellular component: plasma membrane.
CAGCGUUGGUCGUUUUGAGAGUUUGCGUUUGGAACAUGCAGCACGAGCCCAAGCAGCCCGGCGAGGCGACGAGCGAGGGCUUGACAGACCCGCCGCCGCCCCAUCAAGACGCCCAGGACAAAGUACGACUGAAGGAUGGGAAAGACAUGUAUCGCCGCGUGAACACGCCGUCGACCGCGCCUCCUGCGUCGUCGUCGAGCGAACGCCUCGCUGUCGUCACGUCGUCGUCUGCGCCUGUAUCGACGACGUCGACAACCUCCUCGGACUGCCGGACCGUGUCGCUCCAUGACGCGGCACACAACUCGGCGCUGUUCGGCACGGGCACGAACGUAGUCGUCACAUCCAAGUACACGACGUUUUCGUUCCUGCCCAAGUUUCUCUUUGAAUCGUUCUGCAAGGUCGCCAACUUGUUCUUUCUCGUGGUGUCGAUUCUCCAGACGAUCAAACCCAUCUCCAACACGUAUGGCGUGCCCACGAACGCCCCCACGCUGCUCUUCGUGAUCUGCAUCGACGCGAUCUUUGCCAUCAUGGAAGACUUGCGCCGCCACCAGAGCGACGACGCCGCCAACUCGGCCACGUGUCACGUUGUUGUCGACAAGAACACAGUCGCGGACAGGCUGUGGUCCCACGUCAAGGUCGGCGACGUGCUCCAGAUCCGCAACCGCGAGGUCAUUCCCGCGGACGUGCUCAUUUUGUCGGUGGAAGAGCCCGACCCCAACGUCCCCAGCGGCAUUUGCUAUGUGGAAACCAAGUCCCUAGAUGGAGAAACCAACCUCAAGCUUCGCCAAGCCCUCCCUGCGACCAUGGGCUCCUUGCGUCACACCGCCGACCUCCUCAAGCUUGAAGGCACCGUCCUCUGCGAAACACCCAACCCGUACAUUAACAAGUUUGCAGGCAACAUGGACGUGACCGUGGACGGCCAAGCGUGGCCCCGGGAACCCCUGAGCAUCAAGAACGUGUUGCUUCGCGGGUGUACGCUGCGCAACACGGAUUGGGUGUACGCGCUGGUGCUUAACACAGGGAGCGAUACCAAGAUCAUGCAGUCGGCGUCGUCGGCCCCGACCAAGUGGAGCGACGUGAUGAUCACGCUCAACAAGUGCAUUGGCAUUCUGUGCAUCGGGCUCGUCGUGCUGUGCUCGGUGGCGGCGACGGUGUUUGUGACGUGGCAAAACCAGAUCGCGCGGGAAGCGUGGUACCUCCACGGUACCAUCGCCGCCAACAAAGUGGUGCUGGAAACCACAGGCGACGCCGUCCAAACGUGGUUUAUCAUGUGCUUUUACUACUUUUUGCUGCUCUACCAAGUGAUUCCGAUCUCGCUCUACGUGUCGCUCACGACGGUCAAGUUCCUCCAAGCUAUGUUUAUGGCGUGGGACCUCAAAAUGUACCACGCCGAGUCCGACACGCCUGCGAUCGUGCGGACGAUGGCGCUGAACGAAGAAUUGGGCCAGAUUUCGUACAUUUUUAGUGACAAAACCGGCACGUUGACGUGCAACGUGAUGGAUUUCCGCAAAUGUUCGAUCAACGGCGUCAGUUAUGGCUCGGGGUUGACGGAAAUUGGUCGUGCGGCCCUCAAACGCGCCGGCCAGCCGAUUCCACCGGAACCCCAAGCCGACCCGACCGUGAAAUCGAUCCCGUACGUCAACUUUGUCGACCCGGCACUGGAUGCCGCCAUGCGCCGCGAUGGUGACGACAGCGUUGCUCUGCAACGUCAAAAGUGUCACCAGUUCUUUGAGCAUUUGGCCGUGUGCCACACGGUGAUUCCCGAGAAAUUGGACUCUGGAGAGAUCCGGCUGAGUGCGUCGUCCCCCGACGAGCAAGCUCUGGUCGCGGGUGCACAGUACAUGGGGUACACGUUUGAGAGUCGGUCCGUGGGGAAAGCGAUGCUGGACGUGGCGGGCGUGGGAAAAAAGUCGUACGAGAUCUUGGAAGUGCUCGAGUUCAACAGCACGCGCAAGCGCAUGUCGGUGGUCGUGCGGUUGCCAACAAACGAGCUCAUGUUGUACACCAAGGGCGCCGACAUGAUGAUCUACGCGCGGCUGCAUCCGUCGUCGAAAGCGCUCGAAGCAAUCACGUCGCAGCACAUGGAGCAGUACGCCGACGACGGCCUGCGCACGCUCGCGCUGGCCGUGAAAUCCCUCGACGAGUCGUGGUUUGCCACGUGGAGCGCCAAGUACCGCGCCGCGAGUGGCUCCAUCGACGAGCUCGAUAAGCGCAAGCAUGGCCAACCGAACGCGAUCGACACGCUCAUGGAGGAAAUGGAGUCGGAUUUGACGCUGAUUGGCGCCACCGCCAUCGAAGACAAGCUCCAGCGCGGCGUCCCAGAGUGUCUGUCGAGUCUGAGCGCCGCACUCAUCAAGGUGUGGAUGCUCACGGGGGACAAGGAAGAAACCGCCAUCAACAUUGGCUACGCAUGCGCGCUGCUCGACAACGCGAUCGUCCAAGUGGUGAUCAACAUGGACAACUGCCCGACCGCCGACGCCAUCCGCGACAAACUCGCCGCCGCCGCCGACGCAUUCCAUGCCAAGCAAGGCCAAGAUCGGUACGCGUUGGUGAUCGACGGCGAGGCGUUGGAAAUGGCGCUCAAGCCAGACAUGAAGCACGACCUUCUCGGCCUCGCGCAGCAUUGUGUCGCGGUCAUCUGCUGCCGCGUCUCGCCGGCCCAAAAGGCCGAAAUGGUCAUGCUUAUCCGCGAUCACUUGCCCGAAGCUCGCACGCUGGCAAUUGGCGAUGGCGCGAACGACGUGGCGAUGAUUCAAGCGGCGCACAUUGGCGUGGGCAUCUCGGGACAGGAAGGGAUGCAAGCGGUCAACUCGAGCGACUAUGCGAUCGCGCAGUUUCGAUUCCUCCAGCGGCUGCUGUUGGUGCACGGUCGGUGGAACUACAUGCGCAUCUCCAAAGUCGUGCUGUACAUGUUUUACAAAAAUAUCACGCUCGUGUUGGCGCAAUACUGGUACGGGUUUCUCAGCGGCGCAUCCGGAUCCAAAGUAUACUGGGAGCUCGGCGUCCAAGUGUACAACAUCUUCUUCACGGGGCUGCCUAUCGUCGUGCUGGGGGUGCUGGACCAGGACCUGCCCGACUCGAUGAGCGUCAAGUUUCCGACGCUGUACCAAGCCGGGCCAAACCGCACGCUGUUCAACUUUUACUCGUUCUUUCGAUGGCUCGGCGCCGCCGUAUACGAAAGCCUCGUGAUUUUCUUCGUCAUGGUGUACGGGUACAACUCCAAGAACAACGCGAUCGGGUCCGAGUCGAGGGUCGAGUACGGCAUGGUCGCGUUCACGCUGGCCGUGCUGAUUGUUAACCUCAAGAUCUGCCUCGUCAUGUGCAACUGGACGUGGGUCCCCCGCCUCACGUGGUGGCUGAGUGUGCUCAGCUGGUUUAUCAUCGUCUGGCUCGGCACGACUGCCAUCCCGUGGUUCGCGACGCUCAAAGUCGGGUACGACGAGUUUGGGUCGUUUUUGCCGACGUUCGAGUCGGGGUCGUACUGGCUCAUCUUGGUCAUCGGGUCGUCCAUCGCGCUCGGCCGACACUUUUCGUGGAACCAGUACCAACGCCUGUUUACCCCCGAGUUGUACCAGAUUCUCCAAGAGGCGGUACUCGUGGAGAAAACACAAACCCAGCGCAUGACCAUUGCCAACGUGGAAGAAGCGCGGGACUUUAGCGUGUCCCUGAACGACGUGACGGCGGACGAACUGGCCAAGUUCCACCCGCAGGACACGUUUGGCAGUCCCGCGAGUGCCGCGCGGAAGGCGAGGAAGGCGCCGCGUCGCCCGGGAAUUUCGAGACGGAACACUGGGUACGCCUUCAGUUGCGACGAAGAAACGACGCUGGCCGAGUCGUUCAUUGCGACUAACCACCUCCACAACGAACCCAACACCCGCCGCAGCCAACUCAACCUCAACGCCCCCGCACUUCAGCGCUAGGAUUGACCCCAUGCAUUUUUAAUCCCUACAUUUAGAGUUAUUUUUCGACUUGUUUAAGGUAUUGCGUUG